Molecule: messenger RNA, 2759 nt
Organism: Nerophis ophidion (straightnose pipefish)
Lineage: Eukaryota; Metazoa; Chordata; Actinopteri; Syngnathiformes; Syngnathidae
Product: aromatase-like
Molecular function (GO): oxidoreductase activity, acting on paired donors, with incorporation or reduction of molecular oxygen; monooxygenase activity; heme binding
Source: RefSeq, a predicted model, not a curated record
AACUCAGGCCACGGUGAUUUGUUUUUUUGGAAAGAGCAGCUCAGCGAAGGAAGCACUGCUGCGUAUCUUCAAACCUCAUUCCAACCUGACUGAUCAUCAGCAGAGCAGAAAGGCCACGUUGCUGCCAGAAGUGCUCACCAUGGGCUACACCGUAACUGAGCCAGUGUCGGACUGUGUUGCUGUACUGCUAGUACUUGUCCUGUUGCUGCUCCUCACCGGCUGGGAGCGAAGACACUGGUCACAAAUACCAGGUCCGUCCUUCCUAGCAGGACUAGGUCCAAUCGUCUCCUACGCCAGGUUUAUCUGGACUGGCAUAGGAACAGCAAGCAGCUACUACAACAACAAAUAUGGCAACAUUGUGAGAGUGUGGAUCGGCGGUGAAGAGACUCUCAUCAUUAGCAGGUCCUCCGCAAUAUAUCAUGUUCUGAGGAGCCCCAACUAUAUCGCACGAUUUGGGAACGAAAAUGGACUGGAGUGUAUUGGAAUGAAAGGGAGGGGGAUUAUUUUUAACAGCGACGUGGAACUCUGGAGAAAAGUCAGGACUUAUUUCUCCAAAGCCCUGACAGGACCCGGUCUUAAAAGGACAGUGUCUAUUUGCAUGAAAUCCACAUCGGAACAUCUGGAUCACCUCCAAGACUUGACAGACCCGUCAGGACAUGUGGACACUCUCAAUUUGCUGAGAGCCAUAGUGGUGGAUAUCUCCAACAAACUAUUCCUCAGGGUGCCCAUCAAUGGUCAGAUACAAGCACACACGCACAGUAUAUGCAGUACAUGCAACACUCAAACUACCAAAACAAAAAGCUUAUGUCUAAUAUUUCACUCAGAAAAUGAUUUGCUGAUGAAAAUCCAAAACUAUUUUGAGACGUGGCAAGCAGUUCUGAUCAAGCCGGAUAUAUUCUUCAAGAUUGGCUGGCUCUACGACAAACAUAAAAUUGCAGCCCAGGAACUACAAAAUGCAAUGGAGACGCUCCUUGAAAUUAAAAGAACCACUAUCAAACAAACAGAGAAGCUGGAUGACGACCUCGACUUUGCUACGGAGCUCAUCUUUGCUCAGAACCAAGGGGAGCUCUCUGCUGACAACGUGAGGCAAUGCGUGCUGGAGAUGGUGAUCGCAGCUCCAGACACUCUCUCCAUUAGCCUCUUCUUCAUGCUGAUGCUGCUGAAACAGAACCCGGACACGGAGCAGAGCCUUGUGGAGGAGAUGAACUCUUUCAUCAGUGAAAGUGGAGCAGAAAAUGUGGAUUACACACGCCUGAAAGUGCUGGAGGUCUUCAUCAACGAGUCCAUGAGGUUUCAUCCUGUGGUAGAUUUUACCAUGCGAAAAGCUCUGGAAGAUGACAUCAUUGAAGGCAUCGGCAUUAAAAAGGGAACCAACAUCAUUCUCAACAUUGGGCUCAUGCAUAAGACGGAAUUUUUCCCAACUCCCAAAGAGUUCAACCUCCACAAUUUUGACAAAACAGUUCCUAAACGUUUCUUUCAGCCGUUCGGUUGCGGCCCUCGCUCCUGCGUAGGCAAGCACAUCGCCAUGGUGAUGAUGAAGGCCAUCCUGGUCUCACUCCUUUCUCGGUUCAGCGUGUGUCCUCGCCACGGCUGCACCAUCAGCAGCAUCCGGCAGACCAAUAACUUGUCUCAGCAGCCAGUGGAGGACGAACACAGCCUGACCAUGCGCUUCGUUCCCAGAACACAACAUGCAUCAGCACUCAACACUCGCACCACCGGCUCAAGCUACCAGCAGCUUUAAAAUCACUGCAUGUUGAUUGCUGAAUACUCUUUUUGAAGACCACAUGUUAAUACCACUGCAAUUAACUGUUUCCAUACUUGCAUCACUGUGAGUCAUACACGUUGCAUAAAAAAUAAAUAAAACUAAGUGAUUAGUGUGAACACUUUGUUAAAUGAUGUAGAAACAUUUGUUAGUGGAUACUUUCUAAUACGCUUCUGCUUUGGAGAUUUGUAUCUGUCAGUAAUAUGCAACAAUAAUUAUUAGAUACUUGGUUGUAUUGACAAAUGUUUUAGACUGCAGUAUUUUAGGAUAUGUAGUACAUACUGUAUGGCUAGCUUGUGUGCUAUUGUGUGCUUAGCUGUUGUGAUGCUCCUAGCUUCUAGUUUAAUGUUACAUUUUGUAAAUGAACUAAAAUAGUACAUUUAGACGUUAACUGGCUGUCCAAUAGUAAACCCACUGCAGGACUGCUUGCAUAGGAGAUUUUAGAUGGAAGCUGUUUUCAACCAAUAAUUGUUUUUGUUUUUAGCUGAUAUCAGAUUGAUAUCAAUAUCAGAUCGGGCAACACCUCUUACAGAUGGGUGAAUCAUGAAAGAGUAGUUCAAAACCUGCAAGUAUUUCUGCACUGAGAUGACUCAUUUACUUACUCAACACUGCAAGUAAAUUCAAAUUAGGGAAAGUAGAGAAUGUGUCAAAAGCAUGAAUAUAUGUUGCACAGGUCAAGAGGGGCAGAAUUUGUGGCGAGUUUUUGGCAUUCACUUUGUGACUCGAGUACCUCAUUCAACUCAGUAACUCAUAACUCAAGUCAGUAAAACGAAACACGUUUCCCAUCACUGAUAGUCACACUUUUUUUUAAUCUACUGAAAGUUGGUCUUAUUUGUAAAUACACUUAUGGUUGAAUCAUUUUAAGUGUAACUGAUUGUGGAUAAACAGACAGCCUCCCAUGUUGAAGAGUUUGGAUUCUUGUAUCAGAAUAAAAAUGAACAGCUCAUGGUCGAAAGCAUACCACAUCAUGCAUCUAACAUGGUGGAGGCAUUGUUAA